AAGGAGAUGCUGCAGCACUGGGAGGACGUCUGGCAGGAGGUGCUGCAGGCCCUGCGCAUCCUCCCGGAGGUGGGGCCGGCUCCGGCCUGCGCCCUCAGGCAUGGAGAACCAGAGCUGUCGCCUCCUCCCGGAGUUGUGCCAGCACCGACUUGUGCACGUAGAUGUGAAAACCCCACCUCCCAGGGGGGCAGUGAGUCACCCAGGGGUCUGGAGCAGGCGGGGAUCGAGCUGCCGGAGGAGACGGCACCGUGUCGAGAGGAGCAGCUGUCAGCCACGCAGACCCCUGCCGAGGUUAAGCCAACUCCAGCACCUGCAUGGAGAACCCUGGAGCUGCCACAGCUGGCCCCAGAGGACGAUAUCGAGGCCUAUCUGGCCACCUUUGAGCAGGUGGCUGACGCCCGCCAGUGGCCGAGAGAGGAAUGGACAACCCGACUGGAGCUGUACCUCACCGGGAAAGCCCAGUUGGCCUAUGGCAGCCUAGACAUCACAGAGACAAGUGACUAUGGGAAGGUGAAGGCCACCAUCCUGCGUCGCUAUGGCAUCAGCCCGGAGACACAGCGCAGGCGCUUCAGGGAAUUCUGCUACCAGGAGGCCGAGGGGCCCCAGGAGGCUUACAGCCGCCUCCGGGAGCUCUGCCAUCGCUGGCUGGAGCCGCAGAGCCGCACCAAGGAGCAGAUCCUGGAGCUGCUGAUCCUGGAGCAGUUCCUGACCAUCCUGCCGGAGGAAAUGCAGGGCUGGGUCUGGGAAUGUGGUCCUGAUACCGGCGCCCAAGCGGUGGCCCUGGCAGAGGGGUUCCAGGUGGGGCAGCCAGAGGCCGAAUGGCCGGGGCUACAGGUGAGAGUGUAA
Messenger RNA from Terrapene triunguis (Three-toed box turtle), 846 nucleotides. RefSeq lists its product as uncharacterized. Lineage: Eukaryota; Metazoa; Chordata; Testudines; Emydidae. The coding region runs from base 7 to 846 and encodes 279 amino acids. The transcript has a single exon. The record is from RefSeq and is a predicted model, not a curated record.